GCUUUAAAAGGUCGUCGAUUCUCGUUGCCCUUCCCUCCUACCCAUGCAUCGUAUCUUCCAUUCACAAAAGUUCAAAAUGUCACUUUUAUUCUCUCCCAUCCAAGUCGGCGAUAUGCAGCUGAAGCACCGUGUCGUCAUGGGGCCGAUGACGAGGUCCAGAUCGCCUGGAGAAGUUGCCAAUGACUUGAAUGCAGAGUACUACGCACAGCGGGCCACUGACGGCGGGCUCAUCAUUAGCGAAGGAACCAGCUGCUCUGUUACGGCAAAAGGAUAUGAACAUGUCCCUGCUUGUCUUACGGAAGAACAAGCCAAGGGAUGGAAGAAAUCCACGGAUGCCGUUCAUGCAAAGGGUGGAUACAUUUACGCGCAACUCUGGCACGUUGGGAGGGCAUCCACAGCGAAACUGCAACCAGACAACAAACCUCCUGUCUCAGCGUCUGAUCUCCCCACAAAGGGAAAGGACAAGCCCCGCUCAUUGACGGUUGAGGAAAUCAAGUUCAUUGUCUCUGAAUAUAAGCUCAGCACUCGCCGUGCCCGUGAGGCCAACUUUGACGGUAUUGAGAUUCACGCUGCCCAUGGCUACUUGAUCGAUCAGUUCCUCCAAACUUCAUCCAACAAGCGUACCGAUCAAUACGGCGGAUCCAUUGAAAAUCGGGCGCGGUUCCUUUUUGAAGUCCUUGAAGCUUGCUUGUCUGAGCUCCCUGCAUCAAAGGUUGCUAUCCGGUUGUCACCCUACAUGAAUGGACAGGACGUGAGCGACGAGAACCCGAAGGCGCUUUUUACAUACGUUAUCUCCCGAUUGGCCAAAUACAAGUUGUCAUACGUCCAACUUACAGAACCCGUGUGGGGAGCAUGGAAACCUGGUCCUCCCCACUCCCAAUCCAAACUCAACGAAUUCGCUGGUCUCCUUCAAUCCCCCACCAAGCUCAUCCUUACCGGCGGUUACACACUUGAGACCGCUGAACAGGCCCUUCAAGAAGGUCGAGGGGAUUUGAUCGGUUUCGCCCGUCCCUUCAUUACCAAUCCCGAUUUCGUGGACCGAUUGCGCAAUGCUUAUGAAUUGACUCCUUACCAGGAUUUUAAAAAGUACUAUGGUGGCGGUGCGGAGCAGUACACCGAUUGGGAGGACUAUGUGACUUUGGAGGCCAAGAGGAAGAAGGAAAAGAGUGGGCAGGAGCAGGCUGGUGCUGGUGCAUCGCAUCUAUAGGCGAUCGUAGAGCUACUUAGAGAAAUCUGAUGAUAUGUUUCCAAUGAUAUUUUUUAUAUAUUUGAAACCUGCACACAGCAUAAUAUUUUACGAAGUAGUUCAAUCCACA
Messenger RNA from Spizellomyces punctatus DAOM BR117, 1316 nucleotides. RefSeq lists its product as uncharacterized. The record is from RefSeq and is a predicted model, not a curated record. Gene Ontology annotation, molecular function: FMN binding; oxidoreductase activity. The transcript is spliced from 6 exons. Lineage: Eukaryota; Fungi; Chytridiomycota; Chytridiomycetes; Spizellomycetales; Spizellomycetaceae. The coding region runs from base 44 to 1207 and encodes 387 amino acids.